Molecule: messenger RNA, 1761 nt
Organism: Talaromyces amestolkiae
Lineage: Eukaryota; Fungi; Ascomycota; Eurotiomycetes; Eurotiales; Trichocomaceae
Exons: 2
Coding region: 1-1761 (586 amino acids)
Biological process (GO): nuclear pore organization; spindle pole body localization
Cellular component (GO): nuclear pore transmembrane ring; spindle pole body
Molecular function (GO): spindle pole body-nuclear membrane anchor activity
Source: RefSeq, a predicted model, not a curated record
AUGCACGUCGGUCCGCGAACGACGGCUUCACCUCUGGCUGCACUGCGAAACGUGUUCCCGCUACAAGUCCUCCAAACGUUGGGAUGGUAUCUUUUCUCCGCCUGGUGGUUUAGUGAGAUAUACCUCUGGUCGGCUCCGGAAGAUGCUGAUCUUGGAUGGGUAAAGCUCAGUCGACCUAACAGCCGGCCAGCUCUGAAUGAAAGGUCCAUCUAUCUCCACACAUAUCACAUGAUACUGGCAGUCGCUCAGACGGCUAUUCACUUAUACUACGACUAUGAUCGUCUUCCGAUUCCGAUUGCCAAACGCACUUCGAAGGACGAUCGUACGCAUCCCAUGGAGCCGACAAUCAAGAGGCUACAAUAUGGGAUUAUUGGAAGCGUGAUUGAUGCUUUGCGGAAUGGCUUGAUUGUCACCUUGGCCAGUCCGUUUAUCUAUGUCAUUUUCCUGCGACGCCCGGCUUGGAACUUCUCUCUCUACUUUGCGAAGCUGUUCUGGAACUUUUCGCGGACAGCGGCGGAGCCUCAGGGAGCUGUUCCUCCUGCCUUUUACACGCUAUUUUACCGCCAGAUUAUCUCGGGAGGAUGUCUUGUCUUCCUGUGGCAGACAGCGAAUCUAUUCUUCACCGUCUUCCUCACUAAAGAGCCAUUGAAACGAGGACAACCACUUACCAAUGACUCUAAGGAUCCUACUGGAAGCUUGAUUAAUGGACUUAAAGCCAAGAAAGAUAUUGCCAAAAAUUUCGCUUUCUGGGAACUGUGCUUCAUAAGCCAGCGUUUUCCCGAUCGCCGCAAAGCGAUUUUUGAGGAUCUUGAUCGUGUCAACGGAGAAGCCUGGAAGCAAGUGCUACAAGCUUCAAUUGAUACCAUCGAGGGUGUCAGUGGUCGUAUUAACAAAUUCAAAACACCACCGGCUGCAAAAACCGCCAAGGAUACCAGCAUCGCGUAUCCUCAAAUUCAAAGUCUCCCUCAAUUGACUGACGGUCCUAAACAAGACAAUAUCUUCGCACCAUCGCCAAAGGCGACCGGAUUUGGACAAUCAUUUGGAGCGACGGCAAAGUCUUUUGGACAGUCAAAAGACUGGACACCCGCCGCGAGAGCCAAAGCUAAAGAAGCGUUCAGCCAGGCAUCAGAUGCUUUGCUAAGCCCAGAGCGCAAGAAGAAGCUUCUGGGUGCACCAGAUGACGUCAAACUACUUACCGGGCCAACGGGAACCUCGAAGUCAUCUUUCAACUAUUCUUCCAUUCCAUUCGUCUCGCAAUUUCUUCGAUCUCCAAUCGGCAAGCCCUUUAGGCAAACAUACGCCCAACGCCUGCGCGGCAUUGUCUUUGGUGAACCGCAUGGCCAAGUUGCCUGUGUCAUCGACGCGAUCGAGUCUAUAACCAGACUUCUCAUUGCCAGUUUGGAAGAAGACUCAUUCGGCCAAGUCUCUAAGGACGUACCGACUAUAGUUCGUCUCUACACCUCAACCAUCAUCACAUUAGAAGAUUUCGUCCAUGAAGACACCGGACUUGGUAUUCACUGGUCGGAUGUUACAUUCCCAUCAGCCAAUAGUAGCCCUGAAGUACGAAGGAAAGCAAGAGAGGUUCCCGAAGUUGAUACUGUGCUUUACAUGCUCAGAACUUCUCUCUCUGAGCUUCUCACCUCCUUUGAGCGAUACAGUCGAGACGUGGGACUGCAAGCUAAGGACAUCAGGCUUGCAAAAGCAGCAGCGGGAUUGGUGGGUGAUGACAAUAACGAUAACGACGAUCCUUUCACCUCCUAG